AUGAUUGAAUCAACUUCGAAUAAAUCUAGAGAUGUUGCUGUUAUAGGUAUUGGUUUACGUUUACCAGGUGGAUCGAAUACACCAUUAGAAUUAUGGAAUAAUUUAAUUAAAGGUAUAGAUGGUAUUGUUGAAACUAAGGAGCGUUGGAGUGAUACUUUCUCAGAGAUGGGAGAGGUUUCAAGUAAAUAUGCAGGUUUAAUAGAUUUCGAUCAAUGGAUGUCGUUUGACCCUUUACAUUUCGCUAUUAACCCAUCAGAUGCCAAAGAAAUUGACCCUCAACAAAAAAUUUUAUUAAAAACUACUUGGGAAGCUUUCGAAGAUGCACAAAUUGAUCCAUUAUCACUAAGAGGUAGUGAUACUUCUGUAUAUGUCGGUGCAUCUUCAAUGGAUUACGCAAGUAUCAAUACUGAUCCAAAUAAACAACCAAUUAAUUGUUUUAAUGUUAAUCUAAGUGGUGUAUCAAAUCGUAUUUCAUAUUGUUAUGAUUUAAGAGGUACUUCAUUAACUAUUGAUACAGCAUGUUCAAGCUCAUUGAAUGCUGUUCAUUUAGGUUAUGAGUCAAUUGUUAAUGGAAAGUCAGAUUACUCAAUAGUUGGUGGUGUUAAUUUUAUAAUUAAUCCACAACAAUCAAGAGCAUUCAAAUAUGCAAUGGUUACAAGUAAAACUGGUAAAUGCAAAGCAUUUGAUGAAUCAGCUGAUGGUUUUGUUCGUUCAGAGGGGGCAGUAGUUUUAAUUUUAAAGAGUUUAUCAAAAUCUAUUGAAGAUGGUAAUCAAAUUUAUUCAAUAAUUAAGGGUAGUAGUUCAAAUGUUGAUGGUACUUUAAAUAAAACAAAUUAUUUUGCACCUUCAAAAGUUUCACAAUCAAAUAAUAUGCAAAAGGCAUUCGAUUCUACAAAUGGUGAAUUAACACCAAAUGAUAUUAGUUUCUUUGAACUUCAUGGUACAGGUACACAAAUUGGUGAUCCAAUUGAAGUUGAAGCAGUAUCAACCUUAUUUAAAGAUAUUAAAACUAAAGAAUCACCAUUAUUAAUUGGUUCAAUUAAAUCAAAUAUUGGUCAUUUAGAACCAGCAAGUGGAGUUGCAUCAUUAGCAAAAGUUUGUUUAAUGUUAAAAAAUAGAGAAUUUGUAAAGAAUAUUCAUUUUGAAACACCAAAUCCAAAUAUUAAAUUUGAUGAAUGGAAAGUUAAAGUUUGUACACAGAAUACACCAUUUCCAACUAUUCGUGGAAAACCAAUUUCAAUUGCAAUUAAUAGUUUUGGUAUUACAGGUUCAAAUGCUUGUCUAUUAUUAUCAGAAUAUUUAAAAACCAAUAUAACUACAACAAAUGAUCAAUUAGAACCAUCGACAACAAGUUAUUUAAUACCAUUAAGUUCAAGUUCAAAAAAAUCAUUAGAGCUUUACAAGAAUGAAUUAACAAAUAAUAUUGAAACAUUUUCAAAAUCAAUUGAAUUUAAAGAUUUUAUAAGUUAUCAUAUAAAUUCAAAGGCAAUAAAAUUAGCAUCAAGAUCAGUUUUAAUGGUAAAGGAUUGGGAUGAAUUAAAAUCAAGUUUAAAUUUAAAUGAACCAUUAAUUUAUUCAAGUAAAGGUAAUAAAUCAGGAAAUAUAAUGAAAGAUAAUAAUAAGAAUCCAAUAUUAGUUUUUGUAUUUUGUGGUAUUGGUGGACAAUGGAAUCAAAUGGGUAAACAGCUUUAUGAAACCAGUAAAGUGUUUAAACAAUCAAUAGAUGAAAUCGAUCAAAUCUUUAAUAGACUAUUUGGUUAUUCAAUUUUAAAGAAAUUAAGAUCAAUUAGUGAUGAUGAUUCAAAAGGAAUUAAUGAAUUUAUAACCUCUCAACCAUCAAUAUUCAUGCUUCAAGUAUCAUUGUUUGAAUUUUAUAAGAGUUGGGGAAUUAAUCCAUCGAUUAAUGUUGGUCAUAGUUUUGGUGAAAUUUCAUCUGCUUGUUGUUCAGGAAUGCUUGAUUUGGAAACUGCAUGUUUCAUAGUUUAUAAAAGAUCAAUUAUUCAAACUAAAACCAUUGGUAGUGGUGGAAUGUUAGUCAUUGGUUUAAGUGAAGAUGAAUAUAAAAAACAAUAUCAAUCUCAAUAUCCAUUGAUAGAAAUUAGUUGUUUUAAUUCACCAUCAUCAAUUGUAAUUAGUGGUAGUGAACUGGAUUUAACCACAAUUACAAGUUCACUUAAAGAAAAGAAUAUUUUCACCUAUUUAUUAGGCUCACCUGCAGCACUUCAUUCAUCAAAACAAAAGGUUAUCAAAGAUGAUAUUUUAACUCAACUUAAAGAUAUUAAAUUCAAACAACCAACAAUUAAAACCUUUUCAACUGUCACAACAAAUUUAUUUGAUAAUUCAACAACACCAUUCGAUAGUAAUUAUAUUUUUUCAAAUAUUAGAAAACCAGUAUCAUUUGAAAAAACAAUUAAAAACAUCUUUAAUCAUAUUGAAACUAAUGAUCUUGGAAGUAAUGUAAUCUUUUUAGAAUUAUCACCACUUCCAACAUUAACUAAUUAUAUCAAAGAAAUGAUACCACAAAAUUCAAAUUACUUUUACAUUGAUGAUGAAUCAAUUACAAUUUUGACAUCAUUAAAUAAAAAAAAAUCAAUUGAUGAAUUACAAGAAAUUAAAUCAACAAUUUCACAAAUUUAUUGUUCUGGUUAUAAUGUUAACUUUAAAUCACAAUUAACAACAACAACAACAACAACUUUUGGUAAUUUAAUAAUUGAUAGUAAUAAAAUUGUUAAAGGUUUUACGUCUUAUUAUUUACCACGUUAUCAAUGGGAUGAAUCAAAUUAUUUUAAAGUUGGUAGAAUUUCAAAACAAAUUUCACAAGGUCCAACAGCGACUCAAUUAGGUUAUCGUAAUGAUGUAUCACCAUUUAUGUCAUACACAUCAUACAUCGAUAUUAAAGAGGAACCAUUUAAAUUUCUAAAGUGUCAUCAAUCACGUGGUAGAAAUUUAUUCCCAGGAAAUGCAUACUUGGAGAAUGUUUUAAAAGUAUUUCCAGAUCAAGAUUUAACAUUUCAUUUAAUUGAAUAUAGAUCACCAUUGAUAUUAAAAGAAGGUAUUAAACAUAUUAUCUCUACAAAUAUUUAUCCCAGUGCAAAGAAUGAAUAUAGAGUUACCUUUCAUUAUAAAGAUAGUUUCGAUAAAUGGAUUUUAGGUUGUUCAGCUAGAUUCUCUGUAUUAAAACAUAAUAGUGAUUUAGAGAAUCAAAAGAUUGAUGUAGAAUCAUUAAAGGCUAAAUGUAAUUGGACAACAAUUAAAAGGAAGGAAUUUUAUGAAGUAUUAAAAACAAACACAUCAUUGGCACUCACUGGUCAAUUUCAAUGUAUUGAAGAAGCAUACUAUGGUUAUAAUUGCUGUUUAGCUAAAAUAUCAAUGAAUGAAACUUUAACAAAACUAUCACAAUACGAUAAUGAAUUAUUUUUAAAUGCUUGUACAAUCGAUGGUGGUUUCCAACUAUUAGGUUUAUUUAGAGAUAAUCCAGAUACUUUUGUUAUGGAUAGAGUUGAACUACUUAGAUUCUAUGCUUCAAAUAUUCCAAAAUCUUCAAAGUUUAGAGAAAAUUAUCCAUUCAUUUAUACCUAUACCGAAUUUAUUAGUCAAAUUGGUAAUUCAGUAUAUGCAAAUAUUAAUACAUUCUUACCUGAUGGUACAUUAUUAUUUAAUACUCCUGUUGUUUGUUACUCUUCAAUUUCAACUGAUAUAAAAAAUCAAUUGUCAAUUGAAAAUCCAAAUCAUCAAUUAUACUCUACAGUUCUUCAAUCACUAGAAUCACCAUUGUCAGUCACUACCCAAAAUGCAAUCAUUGAUGAGAAAUUAUUCUUAUCAUUUUUACCAACCCCAGUUGCAAAUAUUAGAAAAGCAUUUACAACCUGUAUCUUUUCAAAUAUAAAGAAAAUUUAUCAAUCAAUUACACCAGCUAAAAUUAAUACUUCAACUGUUGAUUCCCUAAUCGAUAGUUAUUUUAAAAUUUGUGAAACUGAUAAUAUUGAAAAAAGAAAAUUAGGUGAAACAUUAUUUAAUGCUUUAAAAUUAAAUUAUUCAAUUAUUGAAUAUAGUUCUCAAGCUAAAUUAAUUAAAUUAUUAUCAACAAAUCAAAUUGAAAUAAUGAAUAAAAUUACAACCCAUUUAUUAAAUGAAACAAAACCAACAACAAACACUACUGAAACCACACCUGUUAGUAGUAGUCAAAAAUUACCUGAACAAAUUCAAUUAAUUGAAAAUAUUAUUACAAAAUCAGUUUUACCAUUAGUUAAUGAAAAGAUUGUAUUUAGAAUUUUAGAAAUUUCAUCAGGUAUCGGUCAAUUAUCAAAGAUUAUAGUUACAAGAUUGAAUGAGUUAUUACAACAAAAUCCUUUAGCAGAAAUUGAUAUUGAAUUAACAUUUACCGAUAGAGAAGAUAUUACAUUAAUUAAAGAGAAAUUAACAACAUUACUUUAUUCAACAUCAUCGACAGCCGAUAUAAAUAGUAAAGAUCUUUCAUCACGUAAAACUAGUUUAAUUUUUACUCAAUUGGAUUUAAAUGAUAAAGAUUUAAUUUCAUCAAAAACCAUUUAUCCAUCCUAUUAUGAUAUUAUAGUUUUAAAUGGUUUGGAUGGUAUUAAAGAUUUAAAUCAAUCAAUUGAAACUAUUUAUCAAAUUCUUAAUCCAAAUGGUUAUUUCAUAAUGAUUGAUACUUUAUUUAAAGCUAAUAAAAGUGAUUUAAAAAACUAUGAAUUAUAUCAACAAUGGUUAUCUUUCAAUUAUUUUGAUUCAACUAAAGAUUUAGAUUCUUGGAAAAAGUUAUUAACUCAAGAUUUUAAAUUAAUUAAUUUCACUGCUACUUCAAGUCAACCAUGGGUAAUUUUAUGUCAAAAACCUAGAUUUUUCGAAACAGUUUCAACUGAGAAUCCAAUCUCUACAACUCUUAGUUGCUAUGAUCAAGUUAUUAUUUUCGGUACAAUUGAUAAUAUCAAUGAAUCAAAAGCACUAUCAAAAUUAAUGGAUGUUAAUGAUAGAGGUACCGAUAUUUAUUGUAUAAAGACUUUGGAUGAAUUUGAAACUCAUGUCAAAGAGACACCAUUAACUGAUGAAUCGGUUAUAGUUUAUGUGAAUACAAUCAAUCAAGUAUUCAUUUCAUUCAUUUCCUAUUCAUUAGAAUAUAUCAAAAUCAAUCAACAUUUAUUAAGAACCAAUUGUAACGCCAAACAUGUAUUGUUAACUAGAAGUGCAUUCAUUGAAACUACCAAUACAUUGGUAAGUGCAACAGUUGGAGCUUUUAGAUACUUUUGUGAAUUCUCUCAAUUGGAUUUAUAUUUAAUGGAUUUUGAUGAUUCAAUCUAUUUAAAAUCUAUGCAAUUCAUAAAUGUAACCCAUGAAAUGACAAAUCCAAAUAAACACUACCAAAGGGAAUUCAUUUUUAGAGGUGAUAAAGUUUACUAUGAAAGAGUUACUCAAGAGACAAACUUAAAAUUAAAAUUAAAAUCAACAUCAUACAUAUCCGAGCCAACUCAACUAUAUGCAAAAUUAGGUCAAAACUUACAAUAUCAAUUGAAACCAUUUGAAAAUAAAAUUCCUGAAGGAUUCAUUGAAGUUAAAGUAUUGGCAAGUGGUAUCAAUUUCAAAGAUAAUUUAGUUUAUCGCCGUUUGGUACCAAAUGAAGCUGUGAACCAUACUGGUAAUUCAAAUGAUCCAGAAUUUGGUUAUGAAUGUUCUGGUAUUGUAUCAAGAGUAGGCGAUGGUGUUACAAAAUUCAAAGUUGGUGAUGAAGUGGUUGGUUUAGGUUUCAAUUGUACAGGUUCAUUUGUAACUUUAGAACAAUUUAGAUUUGUAUUAAAACCAAAGAAUCUUACUCAUGUUGAAGCAGCUUCAAUUCCAGUGGUUUAUUUAACAUCAUAUUAUAGUUUAUUCGUUGCUGGUUAUCUUAGUAUUGAAAAGAAAGAAUCUGUACUAAUUCAUGGUGGAACAGGUGGUAUUGGUUUAGCAUGUAUUAAUCUUUUAAAAGCAAAAGGUUUCAAAGGUUAUUUAUUCGUUACUGUUGGUUCAAAAGAAAAAGAAAAUUUCCUUCGUGUUACCUAUGGUAACUUUAUCACUGGUAUCUAUUCAAGUCAAAAUACAGAUUACCUUUUAGAAAUCAAGAAAAAGAUACAACAACUCACUGGAAAUAAUUUAAUUUUUAAACAAUUUGGUGUUGCUAAAAUGGGUAUUGAUUUAAUUAUAAAUACAUUAUCAAAUGAAUUUAUGGAUGCAAAUUUCAAUUCAUUAUGUCAAGGUGGUAGAAUUAUUGAUCUUUCUGUGACUCACAUGAAUAGUCAAGAUACUACUGAUUUUAGAAAAUUCCGUUAUUGUAUCAGUUAUUCAAGUGUUGAAUUACUUUUAAAUGGUUUCGAAAGAAAUAAAUUAAUACUUCAAGAGGUUAUGGAUAUGUUUGUAAAUGAAAAUUUAGCAUUACUACCAAUUAAAGAAUAUUCAGUUAAAGAUAUUAAAGAAGCUAUUGAAUUCAUCGCUGAAAGAAAACAUAUUGGUAAAAUUGUUGUUAAUCAUGAAAACUAUGAUUUAAUUUCACAAACUCUUGUUAGCAAUGAUAAUGAAUUCUAUAAAGACUUUUUAAUUCCAAAAGCAAACUAUAGAAUAAGUGCAGAUUGUAAUUUGGGUAAAACCGUUUUAUUAACUGGUCAACUUGGUCUUAGUUUAUCAAUUAUCAAAUGGAUUAUUGCUUUUAAUAAUUUAGAACAACCAGUUGAAAAUAUAUUAGUACUAUCAUUAUCACCUAUCAAAUAUGAAUUGGAACAUAUGAUUUGUUAUUGUAAACAUGUUAAUAAUCAAAUUAAAAUAAUAUUUAAACAAGUGGAUAUCUCUGAUAUGUGUGCAUUGGAUGAUGCAAUUGGUGAAAUUUAUAAAGAAAAUGAAAAUUUACCAUUGGUAUCUUCAAUUUUCCAUAAUGCAUUUGCACCAUCGGAAUGUGACGCAUUGGAUAUUGAUGAAGAUCAUUUGAGGAUAUCUCAUUCAGCCAAAACUAUGGGUAUGAUAAAUUUGAAUUCCCUUUCAACUGGUAUUUGGUCAGAGUCUAUAAAGAACUUUGUAUUGUCAUCAUCUAUAACAAGUAUUCUUGGAAGUCAACGUCAAUGUGGUUAUAUUAGUGCAAAUUGUAUCAUUGAUGCAGUCUCAAGAUUAAGAGCAUCAGAAGGUUUACCAUGUACUUCAAUUAACUGGGGUGUACUUGGUACUGGUUUCGUUUCAAGAAAUGAAAGUGUUUCAAAGUUAUUUGAAUAUCAAGGUUUCAUUCCAAUCUCUAUGGAUAUGUUAAUUGGUACAUUGGAUUUAUUCUUACAAAAUUCUGGUAAAUUAAAUAACAAAAUAGUUGCCUCAUUUAAUUAUAAUAAUGUUAGUGCAGCAUUUAGAAAUCAUCAUCUAUCCUAUAAAUUAAAUUACUUUUUAAAUCCAGUCUAUUCAAAAGGUUCAACUUUUGAUGAUAAUGAAUUAUCAAUUAGAGAUGAUAUUUUAGAGAAAUUCUCUGAAUAUCUAUCAACUGAAAAAUCAAAAUUAAGUUUAGAUAUCAAAUUAAUAGAUUAUGGUAGUAGUUCAAUUAUGCUUGUUGAAUUAAAGAAUUAUUUAGAUAAAACUUAUACACCAAACAUUUUAUCGAUUGCACAACUUCAAAAUGUAACAAUCAAUCAAUUAAUUCAAGCAGUAAUUCAAGCAGUUUCAAAAUUAAAAAAACCAACAACAAAUCAACAAUCUCAGCAACCAAUUAUUUCAAACAUUAAAUGGGAGGAUGAGAUUGCAUUAGAUCCAACCAUUAAACCAACUCAACAAAUAAUUGAUACCUAUAAAAAUGAAAUGACUCAACUUUACAAAAAUAAUAAUAAUAAAACAAGUUUGGGAGGUUUACAAGUACUAUUAACUGGUCCAUGUACAUUUUCAGGUACUCAUAUACUUUCAAAUCUUUUAUUAUCUUCAAAAACAAAAGUGAUUCAUUGUUUAUUACCAAUGGAAACUCCAGAGCAAGUAAUGUGUACAAUCAUUGAUAAUUUCAAAGCUCAAGGUUUAUAUGAUCAAUUGAAUUUAGCAAAUGUAUUAUCAAAGAUUAAACCAAUUGCUGCAGAUUUUACAAGACCAAUAUUUGGAUUGGAUACUGAUGAUUAUAUUGAACUUUCAAAAAAGAUUGAUAUAGUCAUUAAUGCAGCAUCAAAUACAACCAAACAUUAUUGUGCUCAUAUUUCCUAUGAAGAUACAAAUAAAGAGUAUUUACAUGGUGUCUCACAUUUACUUAGAUUUGCAUCAAGUGAAAAGCUAAAGAGGGUCGUUCAAAUCUCAACAUUGGGACGUUAUUCUGAUUUACAAAGAAAUUCUUUAGACGAAUACUAUUUCCCAGAGGUCGAUUUCUCAUUCAUUUCCGAUCAAAAUCAGUUAGUAUCAGGUUAUAUUCAAUCAAAGAUUGUGGCAGAGUAUCAUCUUAAACAAGCUUCAAAUCGUGGUAUUCCAUGUUUAAUAGUUCGUACUCCAUUUACCUUCCCUGGAAAUAAUGGUAUUGGUAGAGAAGCUGAUUUCACUCAACUACUUCUCCAAAGUUGUUAUACAUUAAAUUGUUAUCCAACUGAAUCACAUAUUCAACUCUACACUGCACCUGUAACUUGGUAUGCAAAGAAUAUUACAUUAAUGGCUGUUGGUAGUGAUAUUUCACAAGAUGGUUGUUGGGAUACAAUCAACACAUCUCCAAUUGAAAACCUUUUAUGUUUUAAUCUUUUCGGAGGUGGCUUUGAUUUUGGUGAUUUAUUGGUUGAUAUUUCAAAAGAUUUAUCUUGGAAAGAAGUCCCAUUCGAAACUUUGGUUAAAAAAGCUGCUGUAAAUGAAACUGAGUGUUGUAAAAGAUUGGCUUCAUUCGUUUUAAAGAAAAAAGGUGAUUUCUUAAAAAAUUUAGGUGUUAUCCCUGGUAAUUUCACCGUCAAUGAAAAUCUCAAAAAUUAUUUAACCUUAAAUAACUCAUUUGAUGGUUGGUUAGUUACAAAACAAUUAGUCUAUAAUCAUUUAUCUUAUGUUUUUAAAAAGAAAGUUUUUUAA
Molecule: messenger RNA, 9033 nt
Organism: Dictyostelium discoideum AX4
Lineage: Eukaryota; Evosea; Eumycetozoa; Dictyosteliales; Dictyosteliaceae
Gene: pks2
Exons: 5
Coding region: 1-9033 (3010 amino acids)
Biological process (GO): fatty acid biosynthetic process
Molecular function (GO): oxidoreductase activity; 3-oxoacyl-[acyl-carrier-protein] synthase activity; acyltransferase activity
Source: RefSeq, a predicted model, not a curated record